Molecule: messenger RNA, 2410 nt
Organism: Sclerotinia trifoliorum
Lineage: Eukaryota; Fungi; Ascomycota; Leotiomycetes; Helotiales; Sclerotiniaceae
Source: the annotation of a GenBank genome assembly
AUCAACUUUGCGGACUUGCAGAAAUAUGACUUCUCGUCGUUGAUUGACUAUAGCGCUGCUGUGAUAUCAUGCAGCCGUGCUGUAGUCGAUCAACCACAAGAACAUAACUUACUCGAUGUGGUCAAACCAAGGAAUUGGUUACGAAGAAGGAAAGCAUGUGGUUAAAAUCAUCCUCGCUAAUUUCGUUCUCCUAAGAUGAGCAAUAUCUAUAUAUAUGUGACUAUGUCACCUCAUGAGAAGGUGAAAACCUCAUUGUAGUUCUCUCAAUUCACAUUUACAACUAUCAGCAGACUCAAUAACCUCAAAAUGGCCACCGACGAACUUACAGCCAAAGAAAUUGCCAUCAAUGAACUUGAUACCCUCGUCAAUACUUUGGGGGUCUCCAAUUGCUUCAAAAAAGGCAAAGGCUUCUAUGAAAAUGAAGUAACGCAAUAUGCCACUUCCUCUUAUGAGUACGUAACCCUUUUUCCUAUCCCUGAUUUUACCUCAUGUCACCAUUGCUUGAGAUGGAAUUUUAUUUCUUCACCUGUUUCCAUUCGCUCAGAGAAGUAUGAUACUAAUUCUUGUUAGAUACGUUCGCACGUUGCCAGCAUUGAUCCUGAAGCCCCGAAACAAACAGGACAUUGCCACUAUUUUGGAAUACGCCAACAGGAGAAAAAUUGGUGUAUCGGUUCGUACAGGAGGACAUCAAUACAGCGGAGCUUCAUCUUGCACCGCUCCAAAUAUCCAAAUGGACUUGUCAGAAACUUUCAAAGGUCCCGAUGAUCGAACACUCUUGAGAAAGCAGGGUCGUCUUCACACGAGCGUCAGUUGGUCUCUGAAGGAAUUUACUGAAUUUUGCUCCGAACACCACAUUUUCGCGCCCCAUGGACAAUGCAUUGCUGUUCACCUCGGAGGACACGUUCAAACUGGCGGUUACGGGCAACUCGGUCGCAGCUUCGGGCUACUUGCGGAUCAUGUCCUUGAGAUUGACAUUGUGGACUAUGAGGGAGUCCCCAGAAGGCUUGUUCAGAAUAGCCCUAACGUGGCCGAACGAGAUCUAUUUAAUGCCAUCCUUGGAGGAAGCCCAGGGAACUUUGGUGUAGUCACCCACUUCACAAUCAAGGUCCAUAAAGACGAAGAUUAUAAAGGAUCCAUUGGUAUGAAGUGCUUAUAUCCGUACAGUCCUGAGAGGGCUGAGAAGCUGCUCGAACUUGUGGCAAAGAUGUCAGACGGUUUGGAUUCCGAAGGAAACCCGAUGAUACUUGCUCGUAAUUACGAUGUUUGCCUCAACAUCGUUAGUUCUGGAAACGAGUUCGCCGCCCUUUUCCCCGGUAAAGCUAAAUCACUGAGGGACUUUUACAACAAUCAUGAUGACCUUCCAAACAUUGACGAUAACUUGCCGCAAUAUCCCAAAUUAAUUUACAUCUGGGCGCAAUGGGUUAAGAUACAUGAAACCGAUAAAUUCGACAAGACGCUUUGGUUCGAUAAACUAUCCGACGGUUGCAUUGACCCAAUCAGCAUAAACCAUAAGGAGUUGGAGCCAAAAGAUAUGUCUUUCAUGACGGGAAAUUGGUGGAUUUUAGAUGCUGUUCGCGAGUAUCCAUAUCCCUAUAUCAAGAGUACCCGCAUGAGCGACAAGACGAAUCUGAGCAAGUCCGGAUGGCCUGCGUGGUUAGCUGGACGUAUUGAUAAAGUUGUGAAGCCAGAAAAUAACGGUCUCUUUGUGUGUGCUCAAAUCCAACCUUUUGGCGGGCCUGAAUCGCAGACGGUCCAAAAGGCAAACAACGGCACUUCAUAUAGUUGGAGAAACUCGACCAUCACCUGUACUCUUGAUUGCUUCUACAACUUCAAACACGACAAGAAGAAGGAGGCGGAAGAAUGGCAGAAGGAAAAUGAACAAGGAGCCAUUGGGGAGAAUGGGGUUUUUAGCACCAAGGAUAUGCGUCCUUUAUGGGGGUCAUUCGGAGAAUAUGACUUGUCCCAAAUUUGGGAAGCGUAUCAUGACAGCCAGGAAAAGUACGACAAGCUACGCAAACUGAGAAAGACUCAUGAUCCAACUGGGGUGUUCACACCAAACACAUUCUGCGUCCCGCGGGAAGGAGAAGACACCAAGGACCUUCUGGCAGAGAGAGUAAAACAGCAGGCUCUUCUUAGAUAGCAGAGGAUGUUGUAAAAGCUCAGAAUUUCGAAGUUAGCUUCCAGAUUGAAGCUUUUUUACCAUCACUUGUGGUCUUCCAAGGGCAGGCUAGGUGGCAAACGGGAACCUGUUCCUUCAAUUCUUUCAUAGUUAACGAUAUACACAUUCUUUAGCAUGCUUUACAUGAUUAUGUUGAUACCUUUUAAAGUUGCCGCGUCUUUAAGAUUCGUGAGAGAGUGUAUAGCUUCAGUGUUAGAUAAAUAAAGCGAAUGGAGCGUGAAGUAGAGAAAC